AUGCAGCAAGAGUAUGAUGCCUUGAUCUCGAAUGGAACAUGGACUCUCUGUCCAAGACCUCUCCACCACAAUGUAAUUUGUAACAAAUGGGUGUUCAAGAUUAAGAGAAAGGCUGAUGGCACAGUGGAAAGGUUCAAAGCUAGGCUAAUUCAGAUCUACGUGUUGGUUUAUGUGGAUGAUAUUAUCAUCACAGGCACUCAUCCUCAUAUAAUCACUAAUAUUAUUGUUAAACUGCAAUCUGAAUUUCCACUAAAAGACCUUGGUCCUUUGAGCUACUUUCUUGGUAUACAGGUUACUAGAGAUGCAUCUGGUCUACACAUUUGUCAAACCAAGUACAUCACAGAGUUACUACACAAGACACAAAUGAAUGGAGCCAAACCCUCAAAAUCUCCCUGCACCCUUGGAUCCAAACUCUCCAGAUUAGAUGGUGAGACAUUGUCAGAUCCUACACCUUAUAGACAAGGGGUUGGGGCACUACAGAAAUACACACUUACCAGACCAAAAAUAGCCUAUUCAAUCAACCAAUUGUGUCAACAUAUGCAUGCACCAUCAACCACUCACUGGACUACUGCCAAACGAGUACUGAGAUAUCUCCAAGGCACAACUGAUCAUGGACUUUACUACAACAAGGGCAAUCUCCAACUCAAUGCUUUUUGUGACUCUGAUUGGGCAGGAUGUCCGGAUGAUCGCAGGUCUACCAUGGGGUUUACUGCAUUCUUAGGAGAAUGUCUAAUAGCCUGGAGUGCCAAGAAGCAGGCUGUAGUCUCCAGGUCAAGCACUGAAGCUGAAUACCGCUCUCUUUCCAUCACCACUGCAGAAUUGUUUUAG
Molecule: messenger RNA, 828 nt
Organism: Corylus avellana
Lineage: Eukaryota; Viridiplantae; Streptophyta; Magnoliopsida; Fagales; Betulaceae
Source: RefSeq, a predicted model, not a curated record